This is a messenger RNA of Alligator sinensis (Chinese alligator), 1551 nucleotides long. RefSeq names its product chromatin licensing and DNA replication factor 1 (gene CDT1). Lineage: Eukaryota; Metazoa; Chordata; Crocodylia; Alligatoridae. Gene Ontology annotation, cellular component: nucleus. The transcript has 10 exons. The annotation marks the transcript as partial. Gene Ontology annotation, biological process: regulation of DNA-templated DNA replication initiation; mitotic cell cycle; DNA replication preinitiation complex assembly. The record is from RefSeq and is a predicted model, not a curated record. Gene Ontology annotation, molecular function: DNA binding; DNA polymerase binding.
CCCGAGCCUCGCGCCCCGGUUUCCAGCCCCAGCUCGGCAGCAGCCGCCGGACCCCCGACGCCGUCCUCCCUCGACAAGAAGGCGAAGAACGUGGUGAACAGGACGCUGUCACCGGGCCCCAGGCAGGAAAGCGAUCUGCCGGCUGGCUUGGCCGCCCAGGAGGGAAACUGCAGCUUCGAGCGGGUCCAGAACAAGGAGGACGUUGCUCAGCUGAAAUGCCGCCUGCAGAAACUCCAAGCGCUGACGCAAAAGUCCAAGCUGCCCGCCACCUCCACGGAAACGUGCGCUGCCCUUCAGAGCCGCCUCAAGCAAGCACAGGCGCUGGAAGCCAAGAUCCGCAAAAGGCGGGCGGAGAAGAAGACACCUGAGCCGGAGCCAUCCAGAGAGCCCAGCGAGCCCCCGGCUGCAACUGGGGACAAGGCACCUGCCUACCAGAGGUUCCACACCCUCGCCCAGGACGUGCCCCCCGGACUGACGCUGCCCUACAAGUACAAGGUGCUGGCCGAGAUGUUCCGCAGCAUGGACACCAUCGUAGGGAUGCUCUUCAACCGCGCCGAGACCAUCACCUUCGCCAAAGUCAAGCAGGGCGUCCAGGACAUCAUGCACAAGCAGUUUGAGCAGUGGCACGUGGGUCAGAUCAAAGCAGUGUACCCUGCCUCCUACACGCUGCGCCAGGACAACAACAUCCCUACCUUCGGGGCUGGCAUGAAGCGAUCUGGCUACCAGCUCACCAUCGAGCCCGUGCUGGGGGAAGAGGAGAAGGUAGAUGGCCGUCCCCACCUGUCGGCAUCGCGCUUACUGGAGCGCCGCAAGGUUUUCGGCAGGAACCUGGUGAACCUGGUCAAGGAGCAUCACAAGACCUUCCUGACAUCUCUGAGCCCGCCCCUGGCCGUGCCUGAUGACCAACUGACCCGGUGGCACCCCCGCUUCAACGUGGAUGAGGUGCCGGAUGUCGUGCCGGCCGAGCUGCCGCAGCCUCCGACAGUGGACAAGAUGACCACGGCCCAGGAGGUGCUGACCAAAGCCCGGAGCAUGAUGUCCCCCAAGAUGGAAAAGGCCCUUGCCAACCUGGCUUUGAGAACGGCCGAAACCAGUGCCACCGAGCAGGAGGUGCCCAAAGCAGCAGCAUCCCCGGCUGGCACCCCCAGUGCCCUGAGAGGGGUGUCCCAGUCUCUGCUGGAGCGGAUCCGAGCCAAGGAGGCGCAGAAGCUGCAGGCCCUGAUGACGCGGGCGCCGGAGCGGGAGCAGCGACUGGCCAUGCUGGCACGGCUGCCAGAGAUGGCGCGGCUGCUGCGCACCGUGUUCGUGGCGGAGAAGAAGCAGGCGCUGACAGUGGAGGUGGCCUGCACCCACAUGAUCGACAGCUACCGCACCACAAUGGCGCCUGGUGAGAUGGAGAAGCACCUGCGUCUCUUCUCCGAGGUGCUGCCUGACUGGGUCAGCCUCCACCCCAUCCGCCAGGACACCUACAUCAAGCUGGACAAGAGCAAGGACCUCAACAUCAUCGUGGAGAGACUGAGCAAGCUGAUCCACGAGGAGGAGAGGCUCUGA